This is a messenger RNA of Myripristis murdjan (pinecone soldierfish), 1658 nucleotides long. RefSeq names its product formimidoyltransferase cyclodeaminase (gene ftcd). The transcript has 14 exons. NCBI's taxonomy places the organism in Eukaryota, Metazoa, Chordata, Actinopteri, Holocentriformes, Holocentridae. The record is from RefSeq and is a predicted model, not a curated record. Gene Ontology annotation, molecular function: folic acid binding; transferase activity. The coding region runs from base 9 to 1628 and encodes 539 amino acids.
CAGCAGCCAUGGCCAAGCUGGUGGAGUGUGUGCCCAACUUCUCCGAGGGCCGGAACAAAGAGGUGAUCGAUGCCAUCGCCGACGCCAUCUCGGCCACAGACGGCUGCAGCCUGCUGGACGUGGAUCCCGGCUCCUCCACCAACCGGACCGUCUACACCUUCGUGGGUUCUCCUGGCGCCGUGGUGGAGGGAGCGCUGAACGCCGCCCGCCAGGCCUUCAGCCUCAUCGACAUGACCAAGCACUCAGGUGAACACCCGCGGACUGGAGCGCUGGACGUUUGCCCGUUCAUCCCCGUCCAGAACGCCACCAUGGACGACUGCAUCAGCUGUGCCAACACUUUCGCCCAGAGACUCAGCGACAUGCUCCACGUGCCGGUUUAUCUUUACGGAGAAGCGGCACGGAAAGAGUCGAGGAGGAAUCUUCCCUCUGUUCGAGCCGGAGAGUACGAGGCCCUCCCAGACAAGCUGAAACAGGCUGAAUGGGCUCCUGACUACGGCCCUGCCACCUUUGUCCCGUCAUGGGGCGCCACGGUAACCGGAGCUCGCAAGUUCCUCAUCGCCUACAACGUGAACCUCAUCAGCACCAAGGAGCAGGCGCAUCGCAUCGCGCUGGACAUCAGGGAGCAGGGCCGAGGAAAAGACCAGCCCGGGCUGCUGAAGAAGGUGCAGGGCAUGGGCUGGUACCUGGAGGAGGCCAACAUCGCCCAGGUCUCCACCAACAUCCUGGACUACGAGCUGACGCCGCUGCACACCGUGUACGAGGAGAUCUGCCGAGACGCCGAGGAUCUGAACCUGCCUGUGGUCGGCUCUCAGAUUGUCGGUCUGAUCCCGCUGAAGGCUGUGCUCGACUCUGCCGACUUCUACAUCAACAGAGACCGGCUCUUCAUCAUCGAAGAGGAGCACAAAGUCCGACUGGUCAUCAGUAAGCUCGGCCUGGACUCUCUGGGCUCAUUCAAUCCAAAGGAGAGGAUCAUAGAGUACAUGGUGAAGUCUGAGGAGGACAGAGGUCUGGUGUCUCUGUCCCUGCAGCAGUUUGUUCACAGUGUUGGAGCCAGGACGGCAGCGCCUGGCGGAGGAUCUGUUUCUGCCGCCGUGGCUGCUCUGGGUGCUGCUCUGGGCGCCAUGGUCGGCCAGAUGACCUACGGGAAGAAGCAGUUUGAGAACCUGGACGGCGUGAUGCGGAGGCUGAUUCCUCCGUUCCACCAGGCCAUGGACGAGCUGCUGGCCAUGGUGGACGCCGACUCGUCCGCCUUCAGCAGCUACAUGGCAGCUCUGAAAAUGCCAAAGAGCACUGCAGAGGAAAUGAAAAGGCGUGACGCUGCCAUGCAGGAGGGUCUGAAGAAGGCGGUGGGCGUUCCUCUGGCUCUGGCUGAGCGGGUCAACGUCCUCUGGCCUUCACUCAAAGAAAUGGUUGUCUACGGAAACAUCGCCUGCAAGUCCGACGCUCAGGUCGCAGCUAAAGCCCUGGAGACGGCAGUUUUUGGUGCGUACUUCAAUGUGGUCAUCAACCUGAAAGACAUCACGGACGGCGCCUUCAAAUCGGCGACCCAGCAGAGGGCGUCAUCGCUCCUGCAGGAGGCCAAGGAGAAUGCUGCCGCCAUCCUGCAGGCGGCCGACAGCCGACACUGAAGCUUCAACGCUGCAGCUUUUUUUUUUUUU